Molecule: messenger RNA, 420 nt
Organism: Carica papaya (papaya)
Lineage: Eukaryota; Viridiplantae; Streptophyta; Magnoliopsida; Brassicales; Caricaceae
Source: RefSeq, a predicted model, not a curated record
AUGAUGAAGGCUGUGAAGAAGCUCAAAAUCUGGUCAAGAUCCAAGAAGAAAAGGAAGUACCUUGAGGAGCCCCACUACCCUGUUCCGAUGCACCAGUGUUGUUGCUGUUCAUGCUCCUCCGUCCAGUCCUCAGCUCCUCCAUUGCCGCCAUGGCCUGAUCAAUUCUCAUAUCAGAUUCAAGCUGAUGAAACAGAAGGUGUAGAAGAAAGUAAAUUCAUCCAUUCAAAAUUCCCUCAAGUAGACGAAGGUAUAAUCACGAGUAGGUCAAUGUAUCAGCAAUAUAUGGUUCAAAAUCCUGUGUAUGACAUGCCUGAGCCUGUUGUUGAGAUAGUUAGAAGAGAAAGAUCAGUCUUAGCAAAUAUCAUCUUCCCUGUCCCUCCAAUCCCACUUGCUAUGUCAACUCCAUUUGAUCCAUCUUGA